Messenger RNA from Tachysurus vachellii, 5050 nucleotides. It is a transcript of the gene itga9, whose product is annotated as integrin, alpha 9. Gene Ontology annotation, molecular function: integrin binding. Bases 302 to 3421 code for a protein of 1039 amino acids. The transcript has 28 exons. The record is from RefSeq and is a predicted model, not a curated record. Gene Ontology annotation, cellular component: external side of plasma membrane; integrin complex. Gene Ontology annotation, biological process: cell-matrix adhesion; cell adhesion mediated by integrin; cell-cell adhesion. Lineage: Eukaryota; Metazoa; Chordata; Actinopteri; Siluriformes; Bagridae.
CGUGCGUCUUUGGCGCGAGCGCACUUGAACAACGGGAGAAAGCAGGAGCAAGCAGUUGACUUUAACACGAUCACACGCAGAUGAUCAGUCUAAUGCCCCGCCACCGCUAUCUGUUAACUCGGACUUUUCUUCCUGAUAGGCUUAUCUUUUAUUUCAAUGCGGUUUACAAUCGCUGCAACAAACUUUUGAGAGUAACUUAGUUUACAUGUAGCUUCUAAAGUCCACCACUGAGACCACCGAGAUUUCAUCCGUUCCGUUCGGUUCUUGUCGCUUCUCCGUUCAUUUCCCUGCAGUGUUGAGGAUGUACUACAGCAGGACCGGACUACUAACGUGGAAAAGCGGGAUGGUGGAUGUUUUCUGCAUGUGUUUGUUCUUGUCGUUGAUUUACGCUUAUAACAUUGAUCUGGAACACCACCUGGUUUUCCGUGGACCAAAUGCGACGUUUUUUGGCUACUCGGUUCUGGAGCACUUCCAUGAUAACACACGAUGGAUUCUGGUUGGGGCUCCACGGGCAAAUUCAUCCUUCAGUAACUCUAUUCACUCUCCUGGAGCUGUGUUUAAGUGCCGUAUACACAGCAACCCAGAGCGCCGCUGUACAGAGAUUGACCUGGGCAGAGGUAACAAGCAAAGGGAGUCUUGUGGAAAGACAUGCCAAGGUGACCGGGAUGAUGAGUGGAUGGGGGUCAGUCUGGCGAGACAAGACAAACCCAAUGGAAGAGUUCUGGCCUGUGCACAUCGCUGGAAAAACGUGUAUUACGAAACGGAGCACAUCCUACCACAUGGCUAUUGUUCUGUGAUCUCACCAACAUUACAGGGCAGGUCCCAGGCUCUCAUUCCGUGUUAUGAAGAUCAUAAGAAGACGUAUGGGGAAGAACAUGGCUCAUGCCAGGCAGGAAUCGCAGGAGCUUUCAUGGAGGAGCUGGUGGUCAUGGGAGCACCUGGAUCAUACUACUGGACUGGAACAGUGAAAGUGUUCAAUAUCACCUCCAAUACACAAUACAAUCUCAACAAAGAUCAGCUGAGUUCUCAAAGAUACAGUUACCUGGGCUAUGCAGUCACCGCUGGUCACUUCUCCUCACCUACUACCAUCGAUAUCGCUGCUGGUGCACCUCAGGAUGGUGGUGGAGGAAAAGUUUAUGUCUUCAGACUCGACGGUGUCUCUCUUGUUAAGGUCUUUCAAGCCUCAGGGAAAAUGAUGGGCUCAUACUUUGGCUCCUCACUGUGUGCAGUUGACCUGAACGCAGAUGGACUCUCAGACCUGCUGGUAGGAGCACCAAUGUACAGUGAGGUUCGAGAUGAAGGCCAGGUGUCUGUUUACAUCAGCAGGGGCAAUGUGAGUUCAUUCUCUCAUAAGGGUGUGAUGGAGGAUGCAGUGGUUUUGAAUGGAGACAAUGCAUACAAUGCUCAUUUUGGAGAGUGUAUCAGUGCCAUUGGGGACAUCGAUGAUGACGGAUACCAAGAUGUGGCGAUAGGAGCUCCCAAAGAGGACGACUUUGGGGGUGCAGUGUACAUCUACCAUGGUGAUGCGAAAGGAAUAGUCAACAAGUACUCAAUGAGAUUGUCUGGACGAAGCAUCAAUCCAUCCAUCCAAAUGUUUGGCCAGUCAAUAUCUGGCAACGUAGACAUGGAUGGAAACGGAUAUCCAGAUGUGACAAUCGGUGCAUUCAUGGCAGACAGUGUGGUGUUAUUAAGGUCUAAACCGGUAAUCACUGUGAACGUGUCCAUCUUUCUGCCGGUCUCCAUAAACAUCACUGUUCCUCAGUGUCAUGAAGGUCCACAGCAUCUCAACUGCUUUAAUGUCACUCUUUGUAUGAGCUUCAAUGGGAAACUUGUGCCAGGACAGAUAGAGCUGCUGUACAAUCUAACAGCGGAUGCAGACAAGCGAUACAAGGGCCUGACAUCACGGGUUUACUUCACACAAGGUGGAGAGCAGACUGGUGUUGUGAGUCAGAACUUCAGCCUUAGAACCAACCAGCAGAAAUGCCAUCACUAUACAGCCUAUGUACGGAAGGAAGUGAAGGACGUGUUUGCAGCCAUCAUUUUCGAGGCAUCGUACAGCCUGGGAAAGCAUGUUCUGGAAGAACGUCGUGAGAAUGAGCUUGCUGCACUCUCGCCUGUACUGCGAUGGAGAAAAGGAGACAAGAUUGCAGCAAGGGAUGAGACCUGGUUUGAGAAGAACUGUCUGUCCGAUGACUGUGCUGCUGACCUAAAGCUGCAUGGCAAACUGCUGCUUUCAGGACAUCACAUCAGGCCCCAUCUUGCUCUCGGUGGAGUGAAAAACGUCUCUCUCAACAUAACCAUCGUCAACUCUGGCGAUGACGCUUAUGACACCAACAUCUACUUUAAUUUUUCCAGGGAGGUUCACUACAUAAACUUUCUGCAGAGGGAAGAGAAAGGCAUUUCCUGUGAACUGAUUCAGCUGGACUUCCUUAAAUGCAGUGUGGGAUUUCCUUUCAUGAAAGCACAGACUAAGUAUCAUUUGUCUGUACUUUUUGACACAAGUCAUCUGUCUGGUGAAAAUAAAACACUGCUGUUUUUAGUACAUGCCAGAAGUGCCAACCCAGAACAUGAGAACAAAUUACAUGAUAACACGUUGGAGCUGUCUAUCCCACUGAUGCACGAAGUGGACACAGCUGUGACUGGUCUGGUUAAUCCUUCCUCAUUCGUGUAUGGAAAUUCUGUUGACCCUUCUCGCUUUGUUCAGCUGGAGGACUUGGAGUGCAACUUCCAGCCUCUCAACUUUACUUUUCAGGUGAUAAACAAUGGUCCAAGCAGACUGCCGGGCUCCACUGUGGACAUAAGGAUACCUAACAGACUGGUGGGAAAUGGAGCAGACAUGUUCCACAUCUUAGACACGCAAGUAGCUGAAGGCAAAGGGAACUGUACAUGGCACAGAAACCCCACACCAUGCAUCAUUCCCCAGGACAAAGAGAGUAUUUUCCAUACCAUCUUUGCGUUCUUCACCAAGUCUGGCAGGAAGGUCUUGGACUGUGACAGGCCAGGAAGAGCCUGUCUAACUAUUUCCUGUAAGCUAAGAUCCCAAGCUAAAGACGAAGCUACAAUUAUUGAUGUGCAAAUGCUACUGAACACUGAACCACUAAAGAAAGACAGCUCCUCGGUUAUUCAGUUUGUGACACGAAGUCAUGUCCAAAUAGACAGCCGGGCUAUGGAGGUGGUCGAUGGCCUACCAGAGGACAUUUCACUGGUGUUUGAGGCAUUGCACAGUCAGGAGCCCAGGGGUUAUGUGGUGGGCUGGAUCAUUGCCAUCAGUCUGCUAGUGGGGAUCCUCAUCUUCCUCCUGCUGGCUGUGCUGCUCUGGAAGAUGGGAUUUUUCAGGCGGCAUUACCGGGAGAUAAUAGAAGCAGAAAAGAACAGGAAAGACAGCGAUGAGAGCUGGGAUUGGGUUCAGAAAAGUGAAUGAAAGCCUGGAGUUGUUUCAGAUGACCCACUAAGCUGCUACCUUCACCACAGCCAUGUCCUUAGUCCCACCAUCCAUAUCGUCUUCCAUAUGUGGAAGAGAAGAAUAUUCUCCAAAUUUUUCGGGGGCCUUGACACUUUUUUUUGUAGGUAGAGAAAUGGAUAUUUGGCAUGAUGACAUGGUUCACCAGAUAUGACUCAUAGUGGAAUUCCAUAUGAUCCCAAUGGAGGCGGCCGUCUGCCAGUUGGAGCACAGGGACGGAAGGAAAGCAACGAAGGCUUCCACAUAAGGAUAUGGAUAUUGCGUCAAAACUAGCAGAUCAUAAAAACUCUCAGGGCGCUGUUUAAGAGCAAAGACCUAUUUUUUUACAUGUAUUCAUGUAUGGUGUAUAAAUGAGAGCUUCAAGAGGGCUUGUAGAUUUUUAGCCUUCAAACAUAUAUUUUUAGUAUUGAUGUUUGAAAGCACUGAUUCCCGACACAUGCUGAAGGUUUGAUACUCUUCAUGUAAAGAUCAAUGUUCCAGGAAGAACAUACAAUAGUACCAUAUGUUGGAAACAUCCUGAAAAUAAAUGGAGGGUUGUACCUCUGUUUCUUUUCAUUUCACAUUCAUCCAAUUUGCGGAAAAAAUGUUGUUGUUGAUGUUUUUGUUUUUUCCGUUGUUGCUUUCGAAGCUAUACUAUUUUUGUAAAGCUUUCACUGCUUUUGCAGUGAAACUCUUCUUAUCCUCUGGUCAAAUAUUGCACCUAAAGAAAAGUCCAAAUGUGCUGCAUUGCAUGACUGGGCCUAAGCUCACUCUUUGGGGCUUUUGGGAAAUGUUUUAUGUCAACACAUUGGAAUGCAAAGCUCCCUCAUAACUCAGAGCACAUCAGUUAUAAAGCAAAGCCCCACUCCAAGCAGAGGUGUGCAAUCACGUCUUUCCAAACUAUUUUUAUUCAAGUUCAUCAGCCAGUUGCGCAUAAUUGUAAAAUGCAGCAGUAAAACAGAACAUAAUGGAUAUAGAACCUAUUAAAUUACAUCAUCAUGUUCUGGUUUCUGUUGAGGACCUAAACUAGGGAGCAAACUGUAGCUAUCAUUUUCUCCUUUUUUUCAAUUCUUACCCAUAAUCUUUAUCAUACACUGAAUCUACAGAUUGUCAUAUGUAUUGUCUUUUUGUUUGAACUGAAAAAAUACCUUUACAAAUAAUAUAAAUGUUUUUUAAAAAUAGAGAUGACGUUGGAUUUUUUUAUAUAUAAUUCGCCAAACUUUUAUACCAAAGUCAGCAAAUUUUCUAGUUACUGCUUAUGUUUCACAUUUGUUGAUUUACUGAAGAAAAUUGCUUGUAUGUUAUAUAAAUGAUCCAUUCUGUCACUGGCAUAAACACAUUUCUCCUCUGCACCUGGCAAUGUUUUAUUUUUUAUUUUAUUUUUUUUUAUUUUUUUUGCAUGUGCAUAUGAGAGAGAAAUACUUGACAUUAAAUAGCUAUUUAUGUAUUGUAUAUUGACUGUGAGCGUUUCAGCAGUAUUACUAUUAUCACCUUUUUUUUUGAAUAAACUACUGUCACAGAUUUUCUUUUUUGUAAAUGCAGUAAAGUGAAAUACUUUGUGUAUAUUUGUCUGUUAAUUUUUCCAUUUUAAAAUUAAAGUUCACAAUUGGA